This is a messenger RNA of Phialemonium atrogriseum, 2610 nucleotides long. RefSeq names its product mitochondrial amino-acid acetyltransferase. NCBI's taxonomy places the organism in Eukaryota, Fungi, Ascomycota, Sordariomycetes, Cephalothecales, Cephalothecaceae. Gene Ontology annotation, cellular component: mitochondrial matrix. Bases 441 to 2474 code for a protein of 677 amino acids. The transcript is spliced from 3 exons. Gene Ontology annotation, biological process: L-arginine biosynthetic process; L-ornithine biosynthetic process. The record is from RefSeq and is a predicted model, not a curated record. Gene Ontology annotation, molecular function: L-glutamate N-acetyltransferase activity, acting on acetyl-CoA as donor.
GAGACACAUAAUGACAUAAUCUGAUUAUGAGAGUCAAGCAAUAGAGGAUCUGGAUUAUGCAGGAGCGGGAACUACGAAGCUGGAACACAUCGCCCUCUUGACACUGGCCGUCACUAUUAAUAAGAUACCGAAUCUCAGCUACCUUCUUAUCUCAUGUCGUAUAUAUCUUGUCUGCUCUCGAUGUUCCGUGACGAUGUAGCUACCUAGGUACCUCCCGUCUAGUGUAGAAAUGCCUGGCUAGCGCUGUGUGGGGAAUCCAAAACUUGACCGCUUAGCAACUGAUUGAGUCACCGACUUAACAUUGACAGUUGAGUUACUUGCUACACUUGACUUCCCGUCCAGAAUUACUUCUUUCUGAGAGAGAAGAUAUCGGCGUGUUUUACUUAUUUGUGCAUUAGAAUUGGUAACCCACCAAUCUUUCUCACGAUGUUCCAAUAGUCAUGAUAUCACGCAGCGGGGCUUGGAAAACGGCAAGCUCAGCCGCACAGAUCUCGAUCAGGAGGAGUGCCAAUCGCCGAGACAGCUUUACCGCAGGCCCGCCGGCUCAUAGUCCGCGCUCCGCGUCUUGCUGGGAAGGCGAGCGUGGUGCUAUUAAGUCAACCCCUGCCUCCCAAUGUCGUUAUACGACUCUUGCGGAGGCCGAGAGGCAGAAGAGAGAUAAAGACAGGGACUUCUUCAUAUCCGUCUUAGAGUCCUCAGCCACGAAGCGGGAUGCAAAGGCAUACCUCCAAACCUUUGGGAGGCAAAGCAACGCGGUGAAGGCAAGGUCCGCCAAUGCUCUGCAGCACGGAAUCGCGGCCGUCAGGGAAACCCCACGGUUCGUCCAGGGUGCCGAGAAGGAGCACGUAGUGGAGGCGGAUGAAGUUCCGCAUGUUGCCAUCAUCAAGUUCAUGAAUCCUCAGCUGUGGGAUGACGAUGUUCUCGAUGGACUUGCGAAAACACUCACCCAGUUGAGAACGCUUGGCCUUCUGAGUGUCAUAGUGGUCGACUGUGGAUCGGACCAUUUAGGGAGCCCAACCAACUGGAGGAAGGUUGUCGGCCACGAAACAGAUCGCGUUGCGAAAGCCGUGGGUCGACACGGGAUGCCGGGCGCCAAGGUGGUCGACUCGGCCAUCUCAUUUCGCCCGAUCCCUCCUCCAGCGAGCCUGCCUUCACUGGCUUCGACCCGGCUGUUUAUCGAGUCCGAAGAUUCCCUCCUCACACCUCUUCGAUCGGGCUAUUUGGUAAUCGUCCCGCCCAGGGCGCUGUCUCAAGGCCAGAUGGACUCUCUGGUCGACUCGAAUGAAAUCAUCCUUGCACUCGCGAGAUUUCUGUCAGGCCUUCAAAUACCGUGCCCAGCUGCUGGGGACGGUCCUGGCGAAGAUGCCGGUAUGCAGCUUACAAGGAAGGCAACGGUAGAUCGAAUUAUUGUCGUCGACCCCAUUGGUGGAACGCCAACUAAGAAACUACGUAAUGGUGUCCACGUUUUCAUCAAUCUGGAGGACGAGUACGAAGCUGCGAGAGCUGAACUUGACGCUGCUGCCUCCCUCAACUCUGCGGACCAGUCACUAGAGACGACCAAACGGAGGCACUUGGACAAUUUGAAGCUGGCCAAGGACUGUCUGUCAGCGCUUCCAUCGACGUCUUCGGCCAUAAUAACCAGUCCGGCUGAAGCUGCGAAUCUCAACUCUGCAGAACCCAGUGAUGUUGAGGCCGGUGUAGCCGGCUUCAUUGGCAGCGUUAGGACCAGGAGGAAACAGAACCCUCUCAUACACAAUUUGCUCACAGACCGCCCCAUUUAUUCCUCAUCUCUGCCUCCUGGAAGGAUAAAACCCAACGACCAGGACGCUGAGACCAGGAAACCUCGGAUGCCGACAACAACACUUGCGAAGAGGGGCUUGCCUGUGACGAUUUUCCCCGACCCCCGUCAGACUCCAUGGUUCCCGCCGCGGCCUGGAACGCCGCGGUUGAGACUGACAGAUACCUGCGUCGACUUACCCAGGCUAAUAUACCUAAUUGAGGAUUCGUUCAAUCGGAAACUGGACGCGCAGCACUAUUUGGAGCGGGUGGACGACAGCCUGGCGGGCAUUAUCAUCGCCGGAGAGUACGAGGGCGGGGCGAUACUAACCUGGGAACGACCGUUCGGGAUGGACGAGGAAACGGCCUACAAGGCAGGCCGAAUGGUUCCCUAUCUCGACAAGUUCGCCGUGCUUAAAAAGAGCCAAGGAGCCGGUGGAGUUGCCGACAUUGUUUUCAACGCCAUGGUCAGAGAUUGCUUCCCGGACGGUGUGUGCUGGAGAAGCAGGAAGAACAACCCGGUGAACAAGUGGUACUUUGAACGGUCCAGGGGGUCAUGGAAGCUGGACGAUAGCAACUGGGCAAUGUUUUGGACAACCCCUGAUGCGGCCUUGGAUGCCCAAGAAAUACGGGACUACGAAAAUGUCUGCAAAUACGUUGUUCCAUCGUGGGCGGACAAGCAGAAGGCCGCAGAUUGAGAAGGCGCAGUGUUCUUGAAACGGGCACAUUAUUUGUUGAAUACCUACGUAACUACCCAACACUGGAACGGUCGCACAACGAGGGCUUUUCCCGUGCCAUCCAAUAUAUAUAUGCUUCCACCCCUUGGCUAGCCAU